Molecule: messenger RNA, 807 nt
Organism: [Candida] anglica
Lineage: Eukaryota; Fungi; Ascomycota; Pichiomycetes; Serinales; Debaryomycetaceae
Source: the annotation of a GenBank genome assembly
AUGUCAUACGAACUUAUUGGACUUCCACGAAGUUGGUUCCUCGGAGCUUCGCCCCAGAAUCUCGAAGCUUUGAGUAGAAUCAUCAAUAAAUCUUACGAUAAAUGUCGAUUAAGAUUUGGAGUAAUUCUUACUCCAAGAAUAAAAGACUCAGCUAAAUUUUUGGAAAAUUUCCAGAUUGAUGACAAAAAGAGCUUUGUUAUGUUUCUAUUUCUUGGUCCUCAAUCAGUAUUUGAGGAUAUCAAUUUAAAGUUGAGAGAUUUUUCCUCUACAGAUAUAAAUGAAAGUUUUGAUAUGGAUAUUCCAAAGGAAUUUGUGGAGAAAUUUCAAUAUUCUGAUAAGGAUAUUUCCGUUAGGAUAGUGGGGGAUGACUUCGUGAUUGAUGAACAGGUCUCAAACAGAGUACUUGCAACCAUUGGCUUUAAAGGAUAUCAUUCUGAUGGACCUGUAAAGGAAUCAGUGAGGGAAAUAGAGCUUACUUCCUUUACAUCAUUUUUAAGAGGCACUGGACCAAAACUUUUUAACAUUGUGAUUGAUAAAAUUAUGAAGAAUAAGUCCACUGGUGUUGAUGAACAAUUAAAAUUAGAUAGAAACAAGCAUUCGGAAAUCUGCAUCCAUUCUACUGUUAUUAGAGAACAUGACCUUGUAUCCUAUUACAUUAAUAAAUGUGGUUUCCAUCAAGGAAGAGAUGAUAUAGAGAUUGAAAUUGACGAGGAAGGACUUUUGAAAGGUGAGGAAUUAGAAGAUGAUACAAGGGCAAGUCAAGAUUUUCAUAUUGCUUUUUUAUAUAGAACAAUUGAAUUACAUUGA